AGAAUUCAAAAUUCCAAAGACAGUUUAAGCAUUUUUAAAUACAAAUGCGUAAUUAAUCACAUAAAAAACAUGUUAGACAUUUUACCGUGCCACCUAUUGGUCGAAACUUAUGCUAUAAUGUGUAGUAAAUAAAUCAAAAUUUCCGCAAAAAUUGCUAUAAGUGCACCCAGAAAAAACCUUAAACAAUUCGAGAGUAAAAUCAACAAACAAAAACCACUUAACUCAGAAAUAUUUUAAAAAAUAUUACAGAUGAAAAUAGACAACAGAGAGAUUAAUGAUUAAUGGACUAAAUCUAGGCAAACAGCAGAUGAAUCACAAAAAAAAAGAAGGGGGGGGGGACAGGCUAUUUUUAAUUAAAUAGUUUCCUUUAAAUAAAUUUUUAAUAAAUCUUAAACUAGCAAACUUAAUGAAUAUUAAAGCAAAGGCAAAUUAAAAUUCUUUAACUACUCUAAUGAAUUAUAUUAUUUCACUUAGGCUUGCAACAUUAGCGAGAAAAAAGAAGAAGCUGGGGUUGACACAGAACCCUCUGCCUGCUGGUGAUGGUCCUGCAACACCAACCUUGCCAGAGAGCCCAGGCGGUGAAAGUUCGGUCCCCACAGUGCCAGAUGUAACCACCAUGGCGUCUUCAGUGGCGGCGUGUACAUCACGCAACACUGAUGACAGUACACAUACUCUGUCCGAUGACUAUCAAGGGAAUGAUGACCUUCCUCCGCUGAUAGUGGUUUACGAGCCUCCAUUGCCACAGACAGAUCCGGGACUCAGUAUGUUAGAGGGUCGAAUGAUGGUUGACGUUCGUCACUUCAUGGUGCAAUGCCGUCUUCUGGAGAGACACAGGUGUCCCAUUUCAUCUUCAGGAACAUAUUUUCUGGAAAGUGUCAACAGGUACGGUCUGCUGACAAAUUUUAAAUUUAAGUGCACUCACUGCAAUCAAGAGCAGCAGUUCAAAUCUGAGCCUGUGGAAUGCCUUCCAGUGGGAAGAAAAAGAAAAUGCAAAAUCGAUACCAACUUAGAUAUCAACGAUAAGAUUGUUUGGGGCGCAAUUUCGGUUGGUCUAGGCUACGGACCAUUGUAUGAACUAUUGUCACUAAUUGAUAUGCAUCCUAUGAGCCCGGGUUGCUUUUCUUAUCACGAGAACAGAAUCGGAGAGCACUGGAAGGCAAUGUUGCAGAAGGAAAUGGAAGAUGCUGCACUGGAAGAGUUCUCUAUGGCGAAAGAUGAUGGACGCAUCUGUAUGGUUGGAAAUGAGGAAUAUGCUUGGACCAUAGGAAUUUUGGAUGGAGGUUGGAGCCAAAGAUCCUAUGGUCAUAGGUAUUCUGCUAAGUCUGGAUGUGCUAUAAUAAUUGGCUUCUACACUAAGAAAUUGUUAUUCCUUGGUGUGAGAAACAAAUAUUGUACCGCAUGCAUUCGGAGCGAACGGAUGGAAAAGGAACCUACGCCUCACCUGUGUUUCCGGAACUGGACUGAUUCUUCCACUGCAAUGGAGGCAGACAUUAUAGUGGAAGGUUUCCGGUUCUGUGAAGCCAAGUACAAACUUCAAUUUAAGAAGUUUGUUGGUGAUGGGGAUUCAAGUGUGCAUGCAGCCAUAGUUGCAAAUGUUUCGUACGGAAGAGAUGUUGAAAAGAUUGAAUGUGCUAACCAUGUCGUGAAGAAUCUCAAAAAGAAUCUUUAUGCCAUAGCCAAGGGCAUCCAUAUGCGGCAUCUCAGCCAGUCGAAAAUCAAAGCCCUCUGUCGCUGUGCAAGAGGUUGUAUCAGCAACUGUGGGGGUGAUGCUAUGCUACUUCAAUCAACACUUCUAAAUGUGCCCAACCAUGUGUUUGGAGACCAUAAGUUAUGCAAUUUAGAUGUGUGUGAGAGAGCUGGUAAAACAGCAAAUCCCUGCAGUUAUGACGCAUUGCCUCGUGAAUUGAUUGUGGGAAUCAAACAAGCUUUUGACCGAGUGAGAGCAAAGUCACAAGCACUUGUAAUGGAUCUCACAACCAACCAAGCAGAAAUGUACAUGUCAUUAGUUGCAAGGAUGGCUGGCGGUAAGCAGAUAAACCGUUCACAGCAGGGGUCUUACAGCCGUAGGGCUACUGCUGCUGGUUUGUCUUUCCAACUUCGCUACAAAUGGCAUGGACAAACUAUGAAGGCGAUCACAGGUCACAGCCCUGGAGUGACUGUGAAGCGAUUAAUGGCAAAAAGACAGAAACAGCAGGCGAACUGUAGGCGAAGGUUGGAUAUGAAUCCGCAUGUACCACGGAAAUCGUAAUCAUUUAAACCACAGGGUGAUAAGAGCUAUGGUCCUCAUGCAACUCAGCCUCCAGCUUCUGGUCUUGAACUAGAAAUUCUGACUGAGUCUGUGAUGAGAAGCAUAGAGCUUACAGUGCAAGAAA
Molecule: messenger RNA, 2372 nt
Organism: Bacillus rossius redtenbacheri
Lineage: Eukaryota; Metazoa; Arthropoda; Insecta; Phasmatodea; Bacillidae
Exons: 3
Coding region: 452-2248 (598 amino acids)
Source: RefSeq, a predicted model, not a curated record